This is a messenger RNA of Sphaeroforma arctica JP610, 817 nucleotides long. RefSeq lists its product as hypothetical. The annotation marks the transcript as partial. Gene Ontology annotation, biological process: polyprenol biosynthetic process. Gene Ontology annotation, molecular function: ditrans,polycis-polyprenyl diphosphate synthase [(2E,6E)-farnesyl diphosphate specific] activity. Lineage: Eukaryota; Ichthyosporea; Ichthyophonida. The record is from RefSeq and is a predicted model, not a curated record. Gene Ontology annotation, cellular component: endoplasmic reticulum. The transcript is spliced from 3 exons.
AGACACUGGACUGGUGUUUCGACUUGGGUAUCAGGUGCGUGACCGUGUACGCGUUCAGUAUAGAGAACUUUAACCGGCCACAGGAAGAGGUGGAUGAUCUCAUGGAUCUUGCAAAGAGAAAGUUUCUUGAACUGGCGGACAAUGAAUCCACGCUGCACAAGAACAAAAUGAGUAUACGUAUACUUGGGGACCUGAGUUUACUUCGACCGGAUGUACUCGAGGUAUUGAUGCGGGUAGUCGAGGAUACGAAGAUGAAUACCGACUAUAUCUUGAAUGUGUGUUUUCCGUACACUUCUCAAGAAGAAAUGGCCACCGCGGCGCGAAGGAUAGCGGGCGAAGUGGAGGCGGGAGAUAUCAGUAUAAGGUCUAUAGAUGAACAGUGCUUUGCGGAUCACUUGUACACAGCUGGGUGCGGCGAAGUUGAUGUCCUCGUACGCACGUCGGGUGAAAUUCGACUGAGCGACUUCUUGCUGUGGCAAUCGUCGUUCAGUCUCCUUUCGUACCGGGAGGUGCUGUGGCCGGAUUUCUCGGUCUACGAAUUCAUCAGUGUCAUUCUAGACUACCAACAAAGCCAAGCGGCGCUCAUGUCAAUUAAAGACAACUAUGAGGUUGCUAGGGCUCGUGGCAAAGCCCAAUUAGACGCCGAGUACACCAGACUUCAGGCGAGGAAGAGCUUCUCUACGAAUUUCGUUCCGGAUGACACAAUGCUAGUGGAACGGUGUCGGUGAUUUCGUUCAUUAAAAUUUAGUUGAAGUUGAACUGAUUCAUAAACUUGAAAAAACUGCGUGGGCUAAUCAUUGCAGAGCUUUCACGUCCA